This is a messenger RNA of Manduca sexta (tobacco hornworm), 1066 nucleotides long. RefSeq lists its product as uncharacterized. The transcript is spliced from 5 exons. Lineage: Eukaryota; Metazoa; Arthropoda; Insecta; Lepidoptera; Sphingidae. The coding region runs from base 90 to 977 and encodes 295 amino acids. The record is from RefSeq and is a predicted model, not a curated record.
GGAUUAUAAUUUGUAUUAUAAAAACCAUAGGAUGGUUGGGAUACCAUCAAAUUAUACUUGGGCGCCGUUUGAUAGUUAAGACUGCCAAAAUGAAAUUUCUUCUUGCAUUUUGUGUCGUCGUGGGUGUGACGAACGCUGCGCUGCUGAGACCACCAUACACAGACACUUAUACAAUCGCACUACACGAACAGCGACAAUUCGACAUCUUUGAGAGUACGAAAAAUCUCAUCCAAAAUUUGCUAGAAAGACUACGUAAAGCUGCAAGCGAAGCUAGAGAGACGAUCGGCUCCUUCACUACAGGAGUUCAAAAUGAAGCCAACGUGAUCAAGCAGAAAAUAAUUAAAGACAUCAAAAUACUCAGAGAAAGAGUUGCAACGGCUAUUGACAAUGUUUCUGAUAGGCUCAUCGAUUCUGGUACAGGCGUUGUCGGUUGUGUUGCUACUUCCAGAGAAGAAGCAGCUCUAUUAUUCAAUGAAACAUUAACCAAAGCUCUCGGAUGCGUCGAUGAUCGUAUAAAAGAUGUUUCUGCUCAGAUACAUGGUUUAACUACGAUCGCCAAUAAUGCGACAGAAUUUGCUAACAAAGUUGUAGUAGACAUGAGACACUGCACGGCAGAGAACGGCAACAUUCUGUCUAUCGGCGGCUGUCUUGGUAAUGUAGCAAUUCAUACGGAGAUGAAGGUAGCCGUGUUUGCAACACAAACUACGCUGACGAUUGGCCGCAUCAGUUUAACAUUAGCAACAUUACCAGCAUCUCUCGAAGUGUGCGCCGGGACUCGUCUAGUUGAAGCAGGAAUUUCGACAACCAAAAUUAUAAUGGAAAUUGGCACUUGCUCUGCUAAUUCUGUGUAUACAUCAUUUUCUGGUGGGAAUACUGACACCACUGGCCUCUUGACAUCAAAUGCUGAUUUAUUAGCCCCAAUCAAUGGAUUAUUACCGGUCCUACCAUCCGAUGAGCCGACAAUCGAAAGACAAUAAUUUAAUAUUAUAAGUUCCUGUAAUUUUUUUCGUUUUGUAUCUUGACCUAAUUAUUGUAAAAUUGCAAUAAAGCUAUUGUAUUUAUUUAA